Tinamus guttatus (white-throated tinamou) is the source of this 866-nucleotide messenger RNA. The record is from RefSeq and is a predicted model, not a curated record. Lineage: Eukaryota; Metazoa; Chordata; Aves; Tinamiformes; Tinamidae.
AUGUUGUCUCUCCGUUAACUAGUAAGUGAUGGAUUGGAGCUGAGGCCAAAGUACAAUGGGAUUCUCCACUGUAUGACCACAGUCUGGAAGCAUGAAGGAUUGCGGGGCUUGUAUCAAGGAGUGACUCCAAACGUGUGGGGAGCCGGGGCUUCCUGGGGACUUUACUUUUUCUUUUACAAUGCCAUCAAAGCUUACAAAAAGGAAGGGAAGCUGGAAAGCCUAAGUGCAACCGAACACCUGGUGUCAGCUGCAGAGGCAGGAGCCAUGACCCUCUGUAUCACAAACCCCAUAUGGGUAACGAAGACUCGUCUCGUGUUGCAGUAUGACGCUGGCGCUGACCCGUCAAAGCGGCAGUACAAGGGAAUGCUGGAUGCUCUCCUCAAGAUAUACAAGAAAGAGGGCAUACGUGGCUUGUAUAAGGGAUUUGUGCCGGGUCUGUUUGGAACUUCACAUGGAGCACUUCAGUUCAUGGCGUAUGAGGACUUGAAACUGAGAUACAACAAGUACAGGAACAGAGUACCAGAUAAAAAGCUGAACACUGUGGAAUACAUAACCACUGCAGCUGUAUCCAAAAUAUUUGCUGUGUCAGCAACGUACCCCUAUCAGGUUGUACGAGCUCGUCUUCAAGAUCAGCAUAACACCUACUCCGGCGUGCUCGACGUGAUCCGCAGGACGUGGAGGAGAGAAGGAAUUCGUGGAUUUUACAAAGGAAUUAUUGCCAAUGUGAUCAGAGUGACUCCUGCCUGCUGUAUUACCUUCGUAGUGUAUGAAAAUGUAUCUAGUUUUUUACUUGGUUUUAGAAAAGAAAAUAAUUAAAGGUACAAGCUUGUGUUCAGGAGGAUUUAUCCUUUAUUUUUUGUAUUUAU